This is a messenger RNA of Nestor notabilis (Kea), 312 nucleotides long. It is a transcript of the gene PCBD1, whose product is annotated as pterin-4 alpha-carbinolamine dehydratase/dimerization cofactor of hepatocyte nuclear factor 1 alpha. The record is from RefSeq and is a predicted model, not a curated record. Gene Ontology annotation, molecular function: 4-alpha-hydroxytetrahydrobiopterin dehydratase activity. The annotation marks the transcript as partial. Gene Ontology annotation, biological process: tetrahydrobiopterin biosynthetic process. NCBI's taxonomy places the organism in Eukaryota, Metazoa, Chordata, Aves, Psittaciformes, Psittacidae. The transcript has 3 exons.
GCAGGAAAAGCCCACAGGCUGAGCACGGAGGAGAGGGAGCAGCUGCUGCCAAACCUGAGAGCUGUGGGGUGGAACGAGGUGGAAGGCAGAGACGCCAUCUUCAAAGAGUUCCACUUCAAGGACUUCAACCGGGCCUUUGGCUUCAUGACCAGAGUGGCUCUACAGGCAGAAAAACUCGAUCACCACCCCGAAUGGUUCAAUGUGUACAAUAAGGUUCACAUCACCUUGAGCACCCAUGAGUGUGGAGGCUUAUCGGAGCGAGACAUCAACUUGGCCAGCUUCAUUGAGCAGGUUGCAGCUUCCCUCUCCUGA